UCAUCAGAUGGAGUGAUGAAGUGAUACUCUUGAAACAUGAUAAAAAACUGGACUAAAUAAAAGCUUUCCUACUUUAGGAAAAAAUAUCCAAAAUGUACAGACCAGGAGAAACAGUCAAACGUCGACUCAACAUGCAUGCUCCUGCACGGAUAAGAAGCGUGGAAGUUGCUCGAGGAAGAGCAGGUUAUGGGUUUACCCUUUCUGGACAAGCUCCUUGUGUUCUCAGCUGUGUGAUGAAAGGAAGCCCUGCAGAUUAUGUUGGACUUAAAGCAGGAGAUCAGAUAUUUGCAGUUAAUGAAAUCAAUGUGAAAAAAGCCUCUCAUGAAGAUGUAGUGAAACUUAUAGGGAAAUGUUCUGGAGUCCUGCACAUGGUCAUUGCUGAAGGGAUUAAUCAUAUGGAUUCAUGUUCAAGUGAUGAAGAAGUUGGUUUUUAUGAUGGGAAGGGGUGGCUGAAACCCAAACCUGACUCUAAAGCGCUGGGUAUAAACAGAGCAGAGAAAGUUGUUGAAGAAAUGCAGUCUGGUGGCAUUUUCAACAUGAUCUUUGAGAAUCCUGCUCUUUGUGCUGGUAACUCAGAUAAUUCUGCACCAAAACAAAGAUCAUUUUCAGUUUCUGCUGCUAUGAAAUUUGAAACUGGCAAUGAAAGUGUAAGCAACCCAAACCUACUGUCAAAGGAAGAAAUAGCCAAAGUUCUGAAUGAUGAUUCAGUUUUUAGAAUUGGACUGGAGAGUGCAGAAGACUUUGGAUUAGAUGCAAGCAUUUUGAAUGUUGCCAUGAUUGUAGGUUAUUUAGGCUCCAUUGAACUUCCUUCAACAACUGCAAAUUUGGAAACUGAGAGUUUGCAGGCCAUUCGUGGGUGCAUGAGACGUCUGCGGGCAGAGCAGAAAAUCCACUCCCUGGUGAUGAUGAAGAUAAUGCAUGACUGUAUUCAGCUCUGCAGUGACAAAUCUGGUGUUGUGGCAGAAUAUCCCGCAGAGAAACUGGCAUUCAGUGCUGUUUGCCCGGAUGAUAGAAGAUUCUUUGGACUAGUUACAAUGCAGACAAACGAUGAUGCAAGCUUGGCUCAGGAAGAUGAAGGCGUCCUGAGGACAUCUUGCCACGUUUUUAUGGUGGAUCCUGAAUUAUUUCAUCAUAAAAUUCACCAGGGUAUUGCAAGGCGUUUUGGACUGGAAUGUACAGCGGAUCCAGAUACAAAUGGCUGUCUGGAGUUUCCAACAUCAUCUCUACCUGUCCUGCAGUUUAUUUCUGUCCUGUACAGGGAUAUGGGGGAAUUGAUUGAGGGAAUGCGUGCGAGGGCGUUCCUUGAUGGCGAUGCAGAUGCUCAUCAGAAUAACAGCACGAGCAGCAACAGUGAUAGCGGAAUUGGAAAUUUCAACCAAGAAGAAAAGAAUAAUAGGGUUCUGGUGGUUGAUUUAGGGACCAAUCCAAGUAAACACAUUCCUAGCAGCAUAUGGGAAAACCCAGUAGGAAGGGGACAAAAUCAGCCUGCUUCCCAUUGGAAUGGCUUCUGUCAUGAGCAAGAGGGAAACAUGCCUUUAGAAGUAAUUCAGAAUGAUAAGGCCCAAAAUGUGAGCAAACACUUGAGCCCUUCUGCUCGUAUUGAAGUUCCGUUGGUUUCCACCCGAAAUUCAGUACCCCCAUCAAAGAAAACCGCUGCAGGCACGGGCAGUCAGAGGUGGCUGCCCGUGCACGUUUUACAGGAGUGGCAGCACGGAAAUGCUAGCGACCAGGAGUCGUACACGGACUCCACAGACGGCUGGUCGAGUGUGAACUGUGGCACCUUGCCCCCACCAAUGAGUAAGAUUCCAGCUGACAGGUACAGAGUCGAUGGCAGCUUUGGUCAGCCACAGCUAAAGUCACACAAAAGUGAAUGGUCCAAGAAGGUGUUCUGCAUUCAGAACAAAUUUGGCCCUCCGCACAGUAUCAGGAAAUCUAAAGAAGAUAAAAAGGGUGCAAAAUUUGGACAUUCAAUGGGAUUAAAUCAGGCUCCUCCUCCACGUUCUUCUGCUCGAAGAUCAUUUGGAAGGUCGAAGCGAUUUAGUAUUACUCGCUCUCUGGAUGACCUUGAGUCAGCAACUGUUUCUGAUGGAGAGCUGAAUAGCACUGAGUUGAAAGACUGCAUCAGUGAGAACAGCCUGAGUAGCAAUGCCAGCCUCCCCAGCGUGCAGAGCUGCCGGCGGCUGCGAGAGAGGAGAGUUGCAAGCUGGGCUGUUUCCUUUGAGCGUCUUCUUCAGGAUUCUGUUGGUGUUAAAUAUUUCUCGGAAUUUCUACGGAAAGAAUUUAGUGAAGAAAAUAUUUUAUUUUGGCAGGCCUGUGAAUAUUUUAACCAUGUACCUGCACAUGAUAAGAAAGAGCUUUCUUACAGGGCUCGGGAGAUCUUCAGUAAGUUCUUGUGUAGCAAAGCUACAACCCCAGUUAAUAUUGACAGCCAGGCACAGCUGGCAGAUGAUAUUCUCAAUUCUCCCCAUCCAGAUAUGUUCAAGGAACAGCAACUUCAGAUAUUUAACUUGAUGAAGUUUGAUAGCUAUACUCGCUUUCUCAAAUCCCCCCUUUACCAAGAAUGCAUUUUAGCUGAAGUGGAAGGACGUCCUCUUCCUGAUCCUCAGCGUGUUCCCAGCAGCCCCACCUCUAAACACAGCGUCAGUUCAGAGAAGUCCAACAUAUCAACACCAAAAAAGCUAAGUGGUAAGUCAAAGUCAGGAAGAUCUUUAAAUGAAGAGUCAGGAGAGGAGGACACUGAGAAGAAGAAAAGGGGAACAUUCUUCUCAUGGUCAAGAAGUAAGAGUUUGGGAAAAUCACAGAAGAGAAGAGAAAAUGGUGAUUAUCCAAACGAUUCUUUUCAGUCCAAUGGAUUGUCAUACAGACGGGAAUCACAAGGCUCCAUGUCAUCCACUGCUAGUCUUGACUUGUCUGAAACCUCAAGAUUGCCUGCAUUUGUACCAGAUAAAGACAAAUCCCCCAAAUACUGCUGUGUAAACCUUCCAGAUGGCUCAUCAAGCAAAAUGGCUGUGAAAUCAGGGUUCUCUAUCAAAGAGGUGCUCUCUGGGGUCUGUGAGAAACAUGGCAUCAACAUAGCUGCAGUGGACCUGUUUCUAGUUGGAGGUGAUAAGCCCCUGGUGUUGCACCAGGACAGCAGUAUCCUGGAGUCUCGGGACCUGCGCUUAGAAAAACGCACUUUAUUUCGGCUGGAUCUUGUUCCUAUCAAUCGGUCAGUUGGUCUGAAGGCGAAACCCACCAAACCAGUAACAGAGGUUUUAAGGCCUGUUGUUGCAAAAUAUGGUCUAAAUCUUAAUGAACUUGUGGCAAGACUAAGUGGUGAGCAGGAACCACUUGAUCUUGGUGUCCCUAUAUCUAAUCUGGAUGGUCAACGGGUUGUUCUAGAUGAAAAAGAACCAUCAAAGGGUAGAGAGAAACAAAGGGGCGUUUUAGUAAAACAGACUGCAACUGUAUCUUCUUCAAGAAGUCAAGGAUCUACUGGAGAGGGAAGAACUCUAGGAAAGUCUAAUUCUAUCAAAAUGAAAGGCGAAAAUGGAAAAAAUGCUAGGGAAGUCCGGCUGUCAAAGAGAGAAGACUCUAUUGCAAAGAUUGGGAAAAAAAAAUGUCAGAAAAUAAAUUUGGAUGAAGCAGAGGGACUGAGUAAAACAUUAACAUAAUUUGAAAACUUCAGAAUUCGAGGCUUUCACAUUUUAUUUUGAGUUUUGUGAAAUUUGUCAAAGUUUGGAAAAUGCAUACCAAAUGUUGUAGAUUGUUUUUUAAUGCAAAAGCAAACAACUGUUCUAUGAACUUUGAAAUUUCAGAAGCAUUUUUGUAUGACACAUCUUAGAAAUGUUGCAUGUUUUAAUACGCCUACCGCCAUUUUGCAAAACUUUGGCAAUAAGAAGCAUUUUGAAGCUUCCAUCUUGGCUACAUUCAGAUUUUAUGGCAUUUGAAAAAGCAUGUUAAAAAGUAAUUUUUAUUAAUACAUUGCAAAGCCUGCCAAGUAUGAGUAGAAGAUUUAGGAUAAGGUCAUACAAGUGCAAGUGUAUGACUUUGUAUUAUGCUAAGUUAAAACUGAUACUAAUGUUCUCUUGCUUUAUUUCUAUAUGGCUUUUGCUUCAAAUAGUAUUUAUAAGCUGGGUUGGAACUGUUGAUUUUAAUUAAUCUGUUGGAGAUGGCCUUUUAAAGCAUCUUCUAAUAUUCUGUAGUUAAAGUGCUUUCUUCUUGAAAAAAUAGGACAUGCAGAGACCCUAUAUUAAGAAUUACAUAUUUUUAUAUGUCUAUGUUUUGUACCAAAGAGUUUGUUUACUGUUGCAAUGCUUCUUUUUUGAGGAGUGGUAUAAUUCUUAGCUUACAAUUGAUAAGUUUCUUGUUGCCAAGUUUUGAAACGUUUUAGAACAGUGUUCAUCCAGUAUGAGUAUUAUUUAUAUAUAUAUAAACAUAUUAAACCAUUGGAUAUCAUUAGGGACAUGAUCAGAAAAUCACUUCUAAUUGUGUUAAAGACUCUUUAAAAAGCUGCCCCAUUGCUUUUGAUAAUGGUUCCUUGGAUGUCCUUACUGACUCCCUGUAAGCUACUGAUUCAUUGCAGCUCCAAGUAAAAUGGGGUUACUUAAAUCAUUAUCUGAUCAUACCCUGUGAUGAUAACAUCCUGGUUUAAAACUACACCAUAAAUCGAAUUUAAGCUGUGAUAAAAUAUAAUUACUCUGAGAGAAACUCAAUAUAACAAGGAAGUUUGCAACAUUCUGAAUCUUUGAAUGUUCAAAUGGCAUGCUAUUUUUGAGUUAAGAUGGGUAAAAUCCAUCCAGAAUACAAAAACGUGCACCCAUUGUCUGUAAGACUAGAGCCUUGUUUUGUAUAAAGAAUUAAAAAAUGCUGCGUGUGUGUACAGAUUUAUUAACUGCGUAAAAUAGAAGACGUGUUCAAGGCUCAGUGGAUUGCAGCUGUUCUAAACUGCAAAACUCUUACAAUAGCAAUGCUGAUGGUCUUAAUUAUAGUGAUGCUAGUGAACAUUGCUGCAAUUGAA
Messenger RNA from Ficedula albicollis (Collared flycatcher), 4999 nucleotides. RefSeq names its product regulator of G-protein signaling 12 (gene RGS12). The record is from RefSeq and is a predicted model, not a curated record. NCBI's taxonomy places the organism in Eukaryota, Metazoa, Chordata, Aves, Passeriformes, Muscicapidae. Bases 93 to 3653 code for a protein of 1186 amino acids. Gene Ontology annotation, molecular function: GTPase activator activity; protein binding. Gene Ontology annotation, biological process: signal transduction. The transcript has 16 exons.